UCUUCGCGGGUUUCAUUGAGAUAGGGUCCAGCUGGGGAGCGCAGAUUCGGCUCGCGUAGUGAAAGCGUCUGAACGUGAAGAAAGCUUGAUGUGGACGUGACGGUUUUGGAGAGGACACGAAAGUUGUUUGUUUCAGCGCGUGGCACACCAAAGAUCCACGGACAGCGACCAAAAAUGCUUUGCCACGUGACUCGUCCGGACUCGGUGGUGAUGGAAGUGCAAGUCGAUGCGAAGGCAAACGGGGAAGACUGUCUGAAUAAGGUUUGCAGGAAGUUGGGCAUCAUUGAAGCGGACUACUUUGGGCUGCAGUUCACGGGCAGCAAAGGAGAGAAUCUGUGGCUGAAUCUGAGGAAUCGCAUCUGCCAGCAGAUGGAUAAUGUGACACCCUGCCGGCUGAGGCUGCGGGUCAAGUUCUUUGUGGAGCCCCAUCUCAUUCUGCAGGAACAGACCAGACACCUCUUCUUCCUGCACGUGAAGGAGGACCUCCACAAUGGUCACCUACGAAUGGGCUCCGAACAAGCAGAGGAGCUGAGUGCCCUGCUGGCUCAGGCAGAGUUCGGGGACUACAACCAAAACACCGCCCAGUACUGGUAUUCUGAGCUGUGUGGAGAGGAGCCCAGUGUCGCCACCAUCAACAGCAUCAUUUCCAGACACAAAGCUUUAGAAGGCUCGAGCCAAGCUUCUGUGGAGUACCAGGCCCUCCAGCUGGUCUCUUCCAUGGAGCAUUAUGGGGUGGAGUGGCAUUGGGCUCGUGACGCCAACGGUCAGCGGAUGGCCAUCGGUGUGGGUCCUGAGGGGAUCGCUGUUUGCAAAGACGACUUCACUUUGGUCAACAGAAUAAGUUAUCCCAUCAUCCAAAUCGCCACACAGUCUGGGAAAAGUGUCUAUUUGACGGUUACCAAGGAUACCAGCGACAGCGUUGUGCUUUUGUUCAAGUUGAUAAGCAACCGCGCAGCCAGUGGACUGUACCGCGCCAUCACAGAGACCCACGCUUUUUACCGGUGUGACACAGUCACUAAUGCAGUGAUGAUGCAGUACAGCAGAGACUUCAAGGGCCACCUAGCUUCACUAUUCCUCAACGAGAACAUCAACGUGGGCAAAAAGUACGUCUUCGACAUCAGACGUACUGCCAAAGAGGUGUACGACCACGCUCGCCGCUCGCUCUACAACACCGGCAACAGAGACUUGGCUUCCCGCUCUAAGAGCAGCCAACACUCCCCUUCCUCAUGCUCUCCAACCAGAGACGACCAGCAGGACAAGGAUCUGGACUGCGGCAGCUGCCACAUGAGCCGAGCCCUGCAGGAACGCCUGCAGAAGCUCCGGGAGGCCCUCCUCUGCAUGCUGUGCUGCGAGGAGGAGAUCGACGCCGCUUUCUGCCCCUGCGGCCACAUGGUGUGCUGCCAAACCUGCGCCAACCAACUGCAGCUGUGUCCCGUUUGCCGGGCAGACGUGGAGCACGUCCAGCACGUCUACCUGCCCACGUGCACCAGCCUCCUUAACCUGACGCUGACGGACAACAGCCAGCUCCGCAGCAGCAACCCUGCACCCAUCCACCGGGACUCCAGCUCCCCCCACUCCUGCUCCCCCACAGAGUACGAACACAAGCUCUGCCACACAUGAGACGUCUCCAGUGAAGCCACCAACACUUUCCAAGCACCGCCAGCGUUUCAGUUUUUUAUUUUUUUGUCAAGAUGGAACAUUUCCUGGUUGAAGUGCACAGAAACGGAUGUCAAAACUCGAUCAAAGAUCACACUCCCAACGGCUCCCAGCUUUCGAGAUGUUUUUUUUGUUUUUAAUCCCUGUCAGCCUUUUUUCCUUUAAUACAUUUAUUUGCUUUGUUUAAAUACUAGAUUAUAAACUAAAUAGUGAAUCAGUUGAUCUGAUCAGAACUGUUUAGAGUUUGUAGGUAGUUGUUCUUUGGCUCAGAACCUAAAUAAUGUGACUUUUUUUUUAUCAUUUAACAGGAUUGAAGAUAUUUUUAAGAAUUCUGCUGUUUAUGUGUAAUUUUUUUAGUGUACAUUUGAAUAUUGCAGUUCUUUUAAGUUGAGAUUGAAUUUCCACACCAAUGAUGGAGGUUUUCCAGAGUUCUGCUUUAAUGCUUCGCUUUGGAGAAACGGUGGCGUCUCAGUCCAACAAGACCUGUUCUUGACACGUUCUCCGGGUCUCCAGAUUUGGCUUUGAUAAUUAGCUAAAGCCUGUAAACGGAUGCCGCUUAACCGACUGCCGCAGCGUCACAUUCCCCUCAUCCAAACCGAAGCGGAGAGCGCUGGCAUGCUCUCUGCAGACGCACCACAGCAGCUGUUUCCUCCAAAAACCUCCGCUGCAGGUCUCUUUGGUGUUCAGGAAUUCUCUUUGCUGUUUUAAGGGUACUAAGAGAUCUUUAAGUGCAAUACUUUGUGCAUUUUAUUUUUUGCCAAGCUUUUGUUGUCCGUUUUUUUUCUUUUAUUUAAACUGAAAGUAUAUAUUUAAACACGACACUGCCACUUUACUAAAGAAUUUUCCCACGUCUUUAGAGAUUUGCUUUAAUGUAGCAGCAACAUGUUUGUUAUGACAAACUUUCCUUCGAUGUUUCCUUUAUUGCUGACGCCGGCGAGCGCAGCGACUGCAGGAGAAGUUUUUAUUUUUCACAGCACAAGCAGUUUGUUUCUGUUUUCUGAAGCAAAAGUCUCCAUGCAACUUGUAGAAUGAAAGUCUUUUAUUUUUGAUUUUCUAUGCACUCUGCUUUUGAAACGAGUAUUAAUAAAGUUCUUUGGGGAAAAAAAG
Oryzias latipes (Japanese medaka) is the source of this 2763-nucleotide messenger RNA. It is a transcript of the gene mylipa, whose product is annotated as myosin regulatory light chain interacting protein a. The record is from RefSeq and is a predicted model, not a curated record. Gene Ontology annotation, cellular component: cytoskeleton. NCBI's taxonomy places the organism in Eukaryota, Metazoa, Chordata, Actinopteri, Beloniformes, Adrianichthyidae. Gene Ontology annotation, molecular function: ubiquitin-protein transferase activity. Gene Ontology annotation, biological process: ubiquitin-dependent protein catabolic process.